GUUUCCGUAAUUUUAGACAAAAAUAUUGCUUAUCUCAUAAUGAGCUAAGACUGUCAACAAGCACAUGAUUAGUUACUGAAGAUUUAAACAUUGUAAUGCUGCUUUAAAUCUUUGUCGGCUGAAUUGAAUAGAUCUAAAUUGUCUGGACUGAUUUGAAAGCACGGAGGAAGACAUAACAAAACAUGGACGGCAGACGUAAAGCAAAAAAUAACCAGACAAGUUCAACAAUGAAAACAAGUCAAAGCUAUGUGAAAAGUAUUAAAGUAAGGUUUAAAGAAAUAACACACGAUCAAGUUUGGGAUUCUGAUGAGGAUAUAGACGAGUCUGUGCCAUUAAGUGACAGCAAACAUCAUAACAUUCAGCGUGAUGAUUGCCCAGGUGUUACACAAUCUGAUGUUACCGUUAACAGAUCAGCCAGAGAUGCAUUGAUAAAUGUUGAACCAGCGACGCGGCCGAAAAUACAAAGUCAGUUAAGCUACACGCCCGAAUGUGAUGAAACCAGUGAUUAUGAAAGCGAAUAUCAUACGUCAAAAGAAAACUUACUAUCUGAUAAUGGGGAAAAACGAAGUUUAGCUUCGUCGAGAUAUUUUCACAGUGUACCAGAUCUACACUCAAAAGAAGUAUUGAAAGGCGAAGAAGACAGUUUCAAACCAAAGGUUUUAAGUAUCAUCAAUGUUAAUCAUUCGAGGGAGUUUAUUGUUUCACCAAAUGAAGGUACGGCCAGGAUUAAGAAAACAACAAAUAACAUUUCAAACGGAAACAAAGAAAAACGCCGAUAUCUGAAUGAUCGUACAUUAAACAUGUUGAAGAUGUUUGAUUCGACGCACCCAAAAGUAGAAACAGAAUUAUACAAAGUAGGAUUGAGUUACAUCCGGAGAGACACUCAUUUCCCUUUAGUUAUAUUUAAAGGAUCACGAAGUGGGUGCGGAUUUGCUGCAAAGAUGCUAUUCAAAAAAGUGAUAUCAAUUAAACCUAAUCUGAAAAGUGUCUUCCUUAAGGAAGCAAAAGAGUUGAACACUUUGAAUUGGGGUGAAGAUGUUGCUGUACUUGUAAUCGACGCAAAUGGAUGUUCUGGAAACAACAGAGAGAAGUUAGAUGACUGGUAUGAAAUUCUAUUAGAAAAGAUGCCCAUAGGAGCUAAAGAACGAGGAAACAUAACCCUAAUACUAACUAUCAAUACUUGCUCGGGAGUGAAACAUCCCAUCUUAGUUAAAUACAGAGAGUACGUUUUAAAUGCUGAUGAAUUUCCACCAUCAGACGAGACAAAAGAGAAACUGGUGGACGCCAUAUUAAGGCAGAACAAUGUUAGAGUAAUUUCAUCAAGACAUGGCCCAAUUCCUCCUCCUCGACCAAAAAAGGGAAAGAUACAUUUCAUUAACAUCGAUACAGUUAACCGCAUUGUGCCUUUUCUUGACAGAAGAGGAUGUAUCGGAGAAAUAUCUGAUUACAUUAAAGGGCACCUCUCUGAAGAAUUGGAUUUCUUUAGAAAGCCUGUUCCAAAACUUGUGCAAAAAUUUCGGCAAUUAUAUAAAAAGAGUAAACUAUUGUUUCUAAGCCUUUUAGUGGUACAUACCAUUGGUCAUGUUUCACACAAGAAUUCCUUUCAUGAAGCCGAAAGACUAUGGCGUUCGGUGAUAUCAAUCAAUAAGCUGUCUCGAAAGAAAUAUGAAGCCCUUGAAAAAAAGCAUAAAUCAGACAUGGAAUUCCAUCAUCAAUGUGCAAAAGAAAGCGGAUAUCAGUGCAACAUUGGUAGCACUAUUCGAAAGGCUGCGCAUGGCUUCGUUGGGAAAUACCUUGAAAAAGACGGUAAUAUUUUUAAAUUCUCGAACGGAAGAAUAUAUUAUUCAUUCCUGCUUGUACUCUAUGAAGCUUACCCCAAAGGUCUCGAAACCUGUGACGAGGAUUUCUUCUAUAACUUUGUGAAGUUGCGUACGGCUAUUAAUGAUGACCAAGACCAAGACACGUACAUUGCGAUCGAUGAAAAGAAACUUGACAAGGUAACAAGAUCGGUAUGCUGCCGCUUUAAAAAAGAGAUCAUGCUUAAGAAUGUUGCCAAAUGUAUGAAGCACCCGGCAAUGAGUCCUACAUUUUUCAAGAUUUUCUUGGGAUAUUUAGGCGAGACUCCACACAUGACAUGGAAGGUCUUAAAACAAUCAGAUUCAAGCCAAGAGGAGGCAUAUUCUUCUCUCUACCACGGUAUGACUCAUCUGGAUGAAAAUAACAGUGAUUCAGGAAAGGCUAAUAUUACAGAAAUAAUUUUAUGCACGGACAUCUGGAAGAGGAAACGACGAAGCAAGAAAUGGAAGGAAUGGAUCGCUGAUCAAGAAAGGAUAGCGUUAGUAUAUGCAUCAGAAUUAUCAAAUACUACAACUUUUCGUUGUCUUGUAGAUGUUGGUGCAGAAAUAUCUCUACAGGCACUGCAAAAAGCAAUUGAUAAUGGCUCCGAAGAAAUCCUACAAACAAUCAUAAAAAGUAGACAAAUUGCCACAGUAGAACAAGCAAAGUAUGCUGCCUUAAAACUUUGUCAUGAAAAUUUGACACCAGGUUUUGAAAAACUACUGAAAGACUUUCUUCGUACGUAUAGUAUGAAUCAACCGCCUUUAAUUCAUUUGAUAAUCGAAAUAAAUAAUACUCAGCUGUUGACAAAGCUUCUCAGUGGAGAAUUAUUAGGUACAACAAUUGAUGUGAACUCACUGUUCAAUGGCGAAACACCACUGCUUGUAGCUGUAAAAUUUGGAUUUCAAGAAAUUGUCCGACUUCUUCUACAACACAAAGCGACACUUGGUCAAAAGGAGUUUGCUGUAGCUUCUUUAAAAGGAGAUGUUUCAACAUUGGAAAUCUUAUACGAAUGGCGACCUUCUACUUUUUAUGAGAAGGAUGUAAGCGGCUGGACUCCAUUAUUCUAUGCUGCGUCUUACGGUAAACUAGAAGCCGUGACAUUUAUUUUGUUAACGUCAAAAAUCAAAAGGCAGCCACGUCCUGUCACUUCACUGCCACAUGAUGAUAUCAACGAGGGACGAGAUGAUUUUGGUAAUAUUGAUUCGUGCAUGCUAGAUCCAGCUCUUCAAGUAAAGAAUCUCAAAGGACAGACAGCUUUGCAUGUUGCUGCCAUAAACGGAUACACUCAGGUUGUCGAAGCACUUGUAAAGGAAGGUUUUGACAUUUCCAUGAAAGAUAAAUCCGGGAAUUCCCCUUUGGCAUUAUCGUAUAGAAAUAAGCACGUUCAAACAUUUUGUUGGAUCCUAACAUUUUGUAAUUCCAAUGGUUUACCUGUUGAUGAGGAUGUAAUACUUCUUGCUCUAAGGAUGGGUGACACAGAUACGUUUGAGGUAAUGCAAAGGUUUUGUUCUCCUAUUAACUGGAGCAGAUCUACAUAUGAUAUUGUCAUCAGGGAAUCAGUCGAAACAGGCAUGCACAACAUGGUACAACACAUAUUAUCAAAUGGAGGAUCUCCGAAUAAAGAGAUCGAUGGACAGAGACCUAUACAUUUUGCAGCAAUAAAUGGCGAUUUUGAUAUGCUGAAAAUAUUGAUAGAAUUUGGUGCAGACAUGACAGCUAAAACUGUUAAAACAGGUGACAGCAUCAUUCACAUCGGAGUAGAAAGAGGAUAUGAAGACUUUAUAGAGUCUGUUUUCAGACUGCCUGAAAGUGAUGAUCUGAUAGACAAUGUAAAUGCCUUUGGAAAUACGGCCUUGCAUGUUGCUAGCAGAAUUGGACACCAUUCACUUCUACGACGUUUACUAGAACUUGGAUUUAAAUCAAACAUUAAAAACCAAAACAAUUGUCUUCCGCAUGACAUUGUCGAGCAGGAGCUCAAAGUCUCUAAUUUUUGUACAGACACAUGUAAAAUUAAAUUAGUUCAGGAAUGCCGAAAGCUAUUGGAAAACUAUCCCCGUUGACAGUUUAAGCUAUGGUUAUAUUUGUUCUGAAACAUCAAAUUGCUUUACCACUUUUGCCAAGGAGCAACAAUGAAUGAUUUUAUUACUUAUUUUAAAUAUUAUAAUUAACACAAUCAUGAAUUACAAAAAGAAACAGACAUCUGAAUAAAAGUGGCGAAAGUAUGAACAUGAGUUACCAGAAAUUGAAGACAUAUUGUUUUGAUGAGCUAAUAAAAUUAUGCAUUUUAGCACUAACUUUAUCUGAAGACGUUUUGCAAAUGGUAACUACAACGUUUUAUUCGUAAUUUAUAACUUUUGACAACAGAAUUAUAGAAAAGAAUAAAAAUUAACAGCGUUUCUUUCGUAUCUAAAAUGUAAUACAGUGUACAUUCAAUGUUUUAAUCUGUCAUUAGACAUAUAUUUAUAAAGACAUUUACGUGUUUGCAAGAUUCUGUUGGAGCAAACUGACAAGUGUGGAGCGUAGAAGAUUCGACACGUAAUUUCUAGACCAAUUAAAAACUCACGGAAAAAACAUUAAAAGUGGCAUUUUGCUAAAUGAUUGCGUUAGAAAAUAGGAUAUGAAACAAAUGGGGGAUAACUUACAAAUUAAUAAUCAUGAUGUGAAGAGAUAAAUCUCCCUUUUUACAUUUGUAGUGUUUUUUUCCAUUGUAUCGUUUUGACUUUGAUAAUGAUAACCAGAUACAUUUAUAAUAUUUGUAUUUAUCAUUGCAUCAACAUAUAAAAAUCAUAUCAACUUGUGAUUUUACACAUAUAUUUAACAAUAACUAGUUAUCCCUUUUAAAUUAUUCUGUAUUUCACAUAACAUUAAGCGAACUUAGUGCCACACGUUUGAAACAAUAUUGAUAUGUGUUUGUCUUAUAGACAGUAUGAAGAAUGUUUGAAAUAUGUCAGCAAGUGAUAAGAUUCAUUUGGCAGCAAUGAAAUGAAGCGUAUAAACUUGAUGAAGGUUUGCGAAAUAAAACAAAAUACAUUGUUAUAGCUUUAAGGCACAUGCAUAGCUUAAUUAUCACUUAUUACCAUUUGUUUACUUUUCAAAGUAUAAUUAUCAUUAUUUUGUUAUAUUGAGUAUCUAAUUCUAUCUGGCUGAGUGAAAACAUAAAAAUUGUUAGUAUUCAGAAAUUGUCAAUAUAUUUGAAAUUGUAAUGAUAUUUAUAUUGUAUUCAAUAAAAAUUGUAAAACUUUGUAUAUAUAGUACAUAAUAUUUAACAAUUAUAUUUGCCAGCGAAACCAGAUGUUUAUGUGCUUUUUUUUUUUAGAUAAUUGUAUAUGUUGAUAUUACUUUUAACACAUGUUACUUGAAAUAAACAAUUUACUCACUUACUGUAUAUGGUAAAAACACACUUGAUGGUAACGACUCAAGUGUGAAUUCAGUACGAAUGACUAUCAAAUAUGGUACAUACAUUAAUGUAUAUACAUGCAUAGUAUCUAUUGCAGUCUGUAAUAUUUUUAAAUGGUUUAUGUACAUACAUGUAGUUGUAAAUUCACUAUUGCAUUGUAUUAUAAGACAUCAAUAAAUGGAUGAUUUGUGAUCGUUUAUUUAAGACAAUAGUGGUCAAUCAAAAUAAACAAGGAAAUAAUAUUUUGAUGAUAUAUGUUGAUG
Messenger RNA from Ruditapes philippinarum (Manila clam), 5499 nucleotides. RefSeq lists its product as uncharacterized. Gene Ontology annotation, molecular function: protein binding. Lineage: Eukaryota; Metazoa; Mollusca; Bivalvia; Venerida; Veneridae. The transcript has 6 exons. The record is from RefSeq and is a predicted model, not a curated record. The coding region runs from base 183 to 3899 and encodes 1238 amino acids.